AUGUAUGCAGAGAAUGAUAGUCUAAUGUUCAGAGUGAAAAUGGCAGAACAGACAGCAGCAAGGGCAAGGGCUUCCCUACCAAAGGAAUCUCGGGUUGCUGCAAAGAAACAGCUUUUGCAGGAAACGGUUACACAAGCAAACAAUGCCAGAUUCGAUCAGACAGCAGAAACUGAAACUUUAGCCGAAAUAGCAGAAAAUAUGACGGUGGCAGUUGUGGAAUAUACAAACCAGAGUGUGUAUAUUGGAGAAAUGGAGGGAAACAUGAUGACCUUUGCCCGUCGGCCAGUCGGAAAACUAACAGUUCUCUCAACGUAAAAAAUAAACAGAGCGUGAUUUUGAAUCCCUUGGACAAAAUGAAAAUUAAUCGUCGAUAUUUAAUUGCAAAAUUCGAAGGAUGUAAGAAAGACAACGUAAUACAAUUAUCGGAAAUUCAGAUUCAACUUAUAAAUCAGUCCGUAGCUUCGUAUUGUUCCAAACAAGCUUCAGACAUCUAAAACCUCAUAUAUUUGGUAUGAUCAUAAAUAUCAGAUAACAGUUUGCCUGUACAUAUCUUUUAAACCUUGUUUUUGUAUUUCAGUAAGCUUACAUUGUGUUUUCAUUUUGUAAAUAUUUGUACAUUUUAUGAUUGAGUUAUUUUUUUUAUUUACUUUUGCUUUGCCUUAAAGCCUAUUUUAUUUUAGUAAGUUACAAAUUCAAGUUUCAUUUUGUGAACACAGAGAAUCGUCAAUGGCGAAGUCGGGAAUCUAGUCUUGGUCUCUCUCGAGAAACA
Molecule: messenger RNA, 769 nt
Organism: Mya arenaria
Lineage: Eukaryota; Metazoa; Mollusca; Bivalvia; Myida; Myidae
Exons: 4
Coding region: 1-315 (104 amino acids)
Source: RefSeq, a predicted model, not a curated record